Dothidotthia symphoricarpi CBS 119687 is the source of this 980-nucleotide messenger RNA. RefSeq names its product carbohydrate-binding module family 63 protein. The record is from RefSeq and is a predicted model, not a curated record. The transcript is spliced from 2 exons. Lineage: Eukaryota; Fungi; Ascomycota; Dothideomycetes; Pleosporales; Dothidotthiaceae. The coding region runs from base 208 to 762 and encodes 184 amino acids.
GUUCAGUCGUCGUCGUCGCUGAUUGAGGAGACAACAACUUUGACCUCAACCAGCACACUCAAGCUCACCACCACCAUCACUGCCACUCCUUCGCCAACAUACGCAGCCGCACAAGCCGUCAAGGUAUCCACCAAGGCUGUCUCGAAAGCGCUGGGCAGCAGCCUUUCCGGCGAGGCCACCUUCUACGGCGGCAACGUCGCCGGCGGCAUGUGCUCCUUCACCGGCUACACCAUCCCAGCCGGCCUCUACGGCACCGCGCUCUCCGACUCGAACUGGGCCACCGCUGGCAACUGCGGCGCCUGCGUGAGCGUCACCGGCCCCUCCGGCACAAAGGUCACCGCCAUGGUCGUCGACCAAUGCCCCGGCUGCGGCACCAACCAUCUCGACCUGUUCCCCGACGCCUUCGCCAAGCUCGCCGACCCCAGCAAGGGCGUCAUCCCCGUCAGCUGGCAGGUCGUGCCCUGCGGCAUCACCACCCCGAUCGUGCUGAAGAACAAGGAGGGCACAAGCGCAUACUGGUUCAGCAUGCAGGUCAUGAACUCCAACAUCCCCGUCUCCAAGCUCGAGGUCUCCACCGACAGCGGCAAGACUUGGAAGGCAACCACCCGCAAGGAGUACAACUUCUUCGAGAACCCGUCCGGCUUUGGCACUGCGACUGUUGACGUCAGGGUCACGAGCGUGAAUGGCGGGACUGUCAUUGUCAAGAGCGUUAGCAUUGCGGCGGGCACGACGAAGACUGCUGGGGGUAACUUUUCCGCUUAGAGCGGGGAGGGAUUUCGUGUUUUGUCGUCGUCACAAGGGCGGGACUUUGGUGGCGAUGAUUGUGGUUUAUUUUUGGUGAAUGAAAGGGGAUUGAUUGUCAUGUUUCACUUCUUAUCGCUGGAUUGAUUCGCUUCUUGUAGUUUUCUGGAACUCGGCUACUGCUGCUGGGAUAUUUUUAACGUUGUGGAUUGGUGGAAUGAAAACCACUACCUUGUCUU